AUGGAUUCAACAAACCCUUUUUCCGACCAUUCAGGCUUCAUGGAGCUACUAAGUAGCCAGCAAAUAACUCAUCCACAAGUUCCAAGUGCAAUGGAAACUACCAUUGCACUUGGUGAUUCACAACCUCUCGUUUCUGGAACACAAUGGACUGAUGCUCCAAGUCCAGUUGAAGAGACUGUCAAAGAGAAAAGGUCAAGGAGGCCAUGGACUCCAACUGAAGACCUUGUGCUCAUAAGUGCAUGGCUUAAUACCUCCAAGGAUCCGAUCAUUGGGAAUGGGCAAAGAGCUGAUGCGUUUUGGAGCAGGAUUGCAAUCUACUAUGCUGCGAGUAAUAAGAUAUCUCCUGAUGAGAAGCGGGGUCCAAUCAACUGUAAGCAGAGGUGGUCAAAGCUAAAUGAAUGUGUUUGCAAGUUUGUAGGAUCGUUUGAAGCUGCUUCAGCACAAAAAACAAGUGGGCAAAAUGAAAAUGACGUCAUGAAGCUUGCUUUGGAUAUCUACUACAAUGAUUACAAGCAUAAGUUCACCAUGGAGCACGCCUGGAGAGAAUUAAGACACGAUCAGAAGUGGAGAGGAUGUGGAAUGUUCAAAAAAAGAAGAACAGAGGAAGAACAGGCUUUCAGCCAUGGAGAAAAUGAAGGAGUAACUCGUCCUCCAGGUGUAAAGGCGGCUAAAGGCAAAAAGAAACAAACAAAAGACAAAGCUGAGAGUGUGGAGAUGAAUGAAAAAGCCAUGGAUAUCUAUAGAAACAUCUGGGAGAUAAGGGAGAAGGAGUUAGCCUUGAAAGAUAAAACUAACAAACAACAGAUUCUUGCCAACCUCCUAGGAAGAACCGACCCUCUUACUCCAAUGGAAGUUGAGCUUAAGAACAACCUCAUUUCCGAAAUGUUGUCUAAGUGA
Eutrema salsugineum is the source of this 897-nucleotide messenger RNA. Its product is annotated as glutathione S-transferase T3-like. The transcript has a single exon. The record is from RefSeq and is a predicted model, not a curated record. NCBI's taxonomy places the organism in Eukaryota, Viridiplantae, Streptophyta, Magnoliopsida, Brassicales, Brassicaceae. The coding region runs from base 1 to 897 and encodes 298 amino acids.